Messenger RNA from Impatiens glandulifera, 540 nucleotides. Its product is annotated as nudix hydrolase 18, mitochondrial-like. Gene Ontology annotation, cellular component: nucleus; cytoplasm. The record is from RefSeq and is a predicted model, not a curated record. Bases 1 to 540 code for a protein of 179 amino acids. The transcript has 6 exons. Gene Ontology annotation, molecular function: pyrophosphatase activity. NCBI's taxonomy places the organism in Eukaryota, Viridiplantae, Streptophyta, Magnoliopsida, Ericales, Balsaminaceae.
AUGGUAUCAUUGGAUUCAGCACGAACAGGACGCCAAUUACAGCGUUACAAGAAAGGUCGCCGUCUAGUCGUCGGAUGCAUACCUUAUAGAUUUAAGACUACAAGUAAAUCAUAUUUGGAUGGGAAAGAAUUAGAGGUCCUCCUCAUAAGUGCACAAAGAGAAGGCAAAGGCAUGUUAUUUCCAAAGGGUGGAUGGGAAAAUGAUGAAUCAAUGAAAGAAGCUGCCUUAAGAGAAACAAUUGAAGAGGCUGGAGUAGUAGGAAUUGUCCAACAAAAAUUAGGAAAAUGGAAAUUCAAAAGUAAAAACCACGAGGGUUGCUACAUAGCUUAUAUGUUUCCUUUAUUAGUUAAGGAUCAACUCGAGUUAUGGCCGGAGAAAGAUUUUCGCCGAAGAGUAUGGAUGAAUGUGUCGGAGGCGAGAGAAGCUUGUCAUUACUCGUGGAUGCAAGAAGCCCUAGAUUCGCUAGCAUGUCGUCUUUCAACAGAAGAAGAUGAAGAAGAACUUGAGAAAGUUGAAAAUACUAAUUGUUCUCUAAAUUGA